This is a messenger RNA of Drosophila novamexicana, 1692 nucleotides long. Its product is annotated as G protein pathway suppressor 2. NCBI's taxonomy places the organism in Eukaryota, Metazoa, Arthropoda, Insecta, Diptera, Drosophilidae. Gene Ontology annotation, molecular function: transcription coregulator activity. Gene Ontology annotation, cellular component: transcription regulator complex. The coding region runs from base 327 to 1583 and encodes 418 amino acids. The transcript has 5 exons. The record is from RefSeq and is a predicted model, not a curated record. Gene Ontology annotation, biological process: regulation of transcription by RNA polymerase II.
GAAAACAACAAAUUGUUUAUUAUUUAGUUUAAGGCCAGAAUUAAAAACUAAUAAGCAGCAUAUAAAGCGAAAUGUUAUUAAGCAAGUUGGGACAAUUAUUUCACUACUAAUUCGACCUGCUUUGCUCUGCAUUAAACAAAAACUAUUACGCGCGCAGACGUGACAACACCGCGCCAUUUGGGCAUUAAAUAAAUCAGUUUCAGUUUAGCCAACUGCUGUGGCGUUUUGGCCUGUUUUUUUGGGUUUGGUUUAACACAAUUUACGCGCUGCGUGCCUGUCCCAUAAAAGCUUAUAAAAUUGGCAAAAUAACUAAGCAUAACACAAAGAUGCCGCCAGCGUCUGCGGUGAACAAUAACAAUGCGGCUGUGCAAGCCGCAGCUGCAGAGCGUGCAGAAAAACUGCGAGGGUCACUUAAAGGCUUUAUUCUAGCCGACCGAAAGCGCAGACAGGAGGAGUAUGAAAGACAAUGCGAGGAGCUGCGCCUGCGGCGCGAGCGAGAAGCACGUGAACGCGAAAAUAAUUUGUCGCUAGCGGAUACACGUAGUGAGAUCAGCCGACUGGACGAGCAGGUGGCCGAUUUGUAUAACAAGAAGCACCAGCUGGUGGUGCAACUGAAGAAGGUGCUAAACGAUGACGAAACGCGCAAAAAACAGGCGAAAGAGAACGAACUGUUUGCCCUGCAGCAGGUGCAGGCCAUGCAGCAGGCGGCGGCGGCCAGCGCAGCCACAGCCCAGGUAUUUUUGACUUCCGGUCGUAUACACCAUCAGCUGCCUAUACUGCAAAAGCAGCCGCCUGCGCCGGGCACCCAGGCGGCGUCUGUGAAACGCGGACGCAGCCCCUCGCCGCCCAGCCAGCAGCAUCAGGCGUACUACAAGAGCCCCGCCAACUAUGCACAACAGCAAACGAAGUCCACGGCGCAGUAUCCGAGCACGGGUACCCUAUUCUAUCAGACGACUGCGGCGCCACCGACCACACAGCAUCAGGCAGAGGCACGCCUACAGUCCAUAUACAACAACUAUGGCCUGCCACUGCGGCCCGGAUACCAUGUGGAGCUACAGACUGGGCCCAGUGCAACUGUCAGCAAGGCGCCCGGCUCACAAUCACCAUCACCCAAAGCCCAGCCCAUGCAGGUGCUGCACAUCAAUUUGGAUCAACCGCCCAUAUCGCAGGCUGACCUGGUGCAGGUGCAGACUGCCGCCAGUAGCCUAACCGUGCAAACGUCCAAGCCGCAAGUGACCAUGGAGAAGCUGCCGGAUCGCUAUCACAUUGAGGUCAAGCAUGAGGGCUCGACACAGAGCCAUGUACCGCCGCCGCCGCAUUUACUGUCCGAAGGCGGUGUCAUAUAUAAGCCCAUGCAGAGCGAGCUAUCGCUGCAUCCCAAUGUACUGCAAAUCAGCACCAGUGCGGCGCAGAAUCCCAAGGCAACGGGCAGCAUAACGCAAGGCUAUGCGCCGGGACGCGCCGCCAAUAACUAUGAUCAGCAAUUAACCAGGCAACAACUGUCCAUGCAGCCGGCCGCUGGCUCCAGCGCCGGGCAGACCUCACAUGGCCAGCAGAUACAAUACACGCGACGCUUGUAUUAAUAAUAAUAUUAAAUUUGCUAAGCUCACUCAUAAUUUUACGAUUUUAACUGGAAAUAAUUUCGAUUUUUGACUACGCUGCUUUGCAGCCGCAGCACACAAUAAAGCACAC